This is a messenger RNA of Purpureocillium takamizusanense, 6695 nucleotides long. RefSeq names its product DEAD-box type RNA helicase (gene SEN1). Gene Ontology annotation, molecular function: transcription termination site sequence-specific DNA binding; helicase activity. Gene Ontology annotation, cellular component: nuclear body. The record is from RefSeq and is a predicted model, not a curated record. NCBI's taxonomy places the organism in Eukaryota, Fungi, Ascomycota, Sordariomycetes, Hypocreales, Ophiocordycipitaceae. The coding region runs from base 323 to 6451 and encodes 2042 amino acids. Gene Ontology annotation, biological process: termination of RNA polymerase II transcription. The transcript is spliced from 6 exons.
AUGGACUUUACGCGUUACCAUCUUCGAAACCACAUGCACCUUCACGGGUCUUUCUUUGUUCCCUUGUUGCGUGCGAUCCUGUCGCGAACUGCGGCAGAAACACAGCUAGCUUUCUGACCGCUUUUUAGUUUUCUGCGCGCUGCCUUUGUUCUUGCACUUCGAGAUCCUUCGUACUACACCCGGAUCCUUUGUCUCGACAGCACAUCCUCGCAACUGACCAACACAGACCGCCGGCUGGGCUGGCUCUCGCGAGGUCUUCUGGCCGUUGGUCGCCAUCAGAGCUCGCGACAGGAGUUAUGCUCCGCGAGACUGAAGCAGAGCGAUGGCGGAAUACAAUGAGGAUUUAGCAAAAUGGUUUGAGGAGCUUCAGAAGAUCCCGUCCGAACACCAUCUGCUCUGUCCCAAGGUCGGCCCCGACGAUGACGAGGAUUACAAAACGCUCGACGACCCCGAGUCCCAUAUCACGGUCGAUGAGAAGAAACGCAGGAUUGAGGAUGGAGAGCGGCGAGUGGAGAUAACCUACUGGAACAGCCUCAUCUUCGGUUUUGAGAAGAAAGACGCUGGCCAGUGGCUGAGCGAGUUCACAGCUCGAUUGGAGUCAUGCCUAAAGGAAUGCCCUGCUUGCGUCCUGAACUGGCACAUGAAGCGCAAGGCCCAUCUUCAGAUGUUUGCUGAGCGAUGGAACGAAGAGUCCAUGGCACAUAUCGAAUACCUGCUGGACAAACUCGACGUGGCGCGAAUCGAGCACAAUAUCCAGUGGGCCAAAGCAUUCAUCGAAAAGAUCGAAGCCAGUGGAGCUGUGUUCAAGAAGACUCAGUUUGGCUCUCAUUUGUCAGAGGUCUUCAUCACCGUCUAUGAAGGGCUAUGCUGUGUCACCUACAUUGGACUGCCCGAACAGCGUUCGGCUUUUCAGUACGUCUUUAUGCGAUUGCAAGGCAAGACCCCCCUGAAGCUGGGCUCCAAGGACCCUCUUCCGGGUAUGACGUACUUUCUCUUCGACAUGAAGGUUGAGGACCGCCUCAAGUGGGCGUAUGAAAACUGGAAAGCGGUUGACAGCGCGUCGUUGACUGAGGAGCAAUUCGACUGGGCCGUCAGUGGUGGCCUGAUCAAGGCAAUAGAUGACAUCAGCCGCAAGGAUCUUUUCCAGGCGACCGUGGAAGACUAUCUGGACAUUGAGCGAUUUUGGUCCGGCUUUGAGUGUAUACUUCGAACUCUUAACGACGACUUGAUUCUCAGCCGGCUCCGGAGCCUCGAAGUACGCCCCGGCAAUCCAGACAUCUAUGACUUGCUGUUUCGGCAUAUCCAAUCCUGUCGCUCGGAAGGUGUCCUUGUGGCUACUAUUCGGAUACUCACCUCAUUGUUGAGACAGUCUCCUAAGGCAUUCUGGGACGCGGUGGGGGACGCGAAGCCCAAUGUCAUUGCAGACUUGAUAUUCAGCAGCCCCGUCUACAAAGCCCUGCUCCGUCAAUCGUUGGAGAGUUGCUGGGGCGGUAACGACCCGGAGAAUCCCGUUCCAUUUCCUAUCUCGUGGAUAUCUCCGUGGCUUCAGUCUUUGCGCCGAGAUCACAGGUUUGACGCUUGUGAGGUAUUGAUGCACACACUGUUCAAGAACCUCGCAAAGGAUGAGAGCAUUGGCGAACCGGGUCAUGCAGCAUGCGUUCGUGCCGGUUUCGAUGCCCUUACUUUGACACUCAACUCCUUUCUUGAAUCGAAGACCAGGAUCACGGGCACCACACAUCUAUACGCCAGUUCUGCUUUCAAUUUGGUCCUUCAAAAUAAGGAUCUCGUCCUCCAGAGUCUCAAGGCUCCCAAAGGGCAACACGAAGGUUGGACAACCUUGAAAGUUGCAGAUGCAGCGAAGACUGUUCUCCACACAGCACGAAAGCUAGACAUGAAGAUGCUGUUCGACGAAUUCCACGCCAUUCAUGAGGGGCAAGCGGUCCAGACCACCGUUCCGCGGGAUUCUGGAGCUUUUUGGGAGAGCCAUGUGGAGAUCUUCGACAUGUCAUCGAAUCAAGCUGUUCUUGCGAAGGCGAUUCUCUCUUGUUUGGAGCCAUUGGUGUCGAUCGAGGACAUUCGCCCCGAGAAAACCAAGAAACUGAGUGGUCCCGGCCUGCAUUUCAACAAGACUUUAAAGAGUGUCACCGACGUAAUUGUCCGUAUUCUGGGUCGGAUCUCCGAAUUAGACACCCCAGGACUUCAGACGCUCUUUGAGGACCGACAUCCCGUCCAAACCAUCGUCGGCUUAUCAGUUCACGACCAUUCUGACUUGGGAGAAGCCUCCAUGGAGGUCUUGAAAAGCUGGACCGGCGAGCUUUCUCGAGACUCAGCGCUGCAGCACAUGGCCCAACAGCAUGCGGAGCAAACCCUGUCAUCCAUCAUCUGGACCAUGGAACGGGUCGUUCGGCCGCCAUUUCCUUGGGACCCUAUCCGUCCGCUCCUGAAUGCCAGCCACAAUGUUUUACAAGGACUCGCAAAUCCGUCUUCCGGGCUCCUCCGCCAGACGACUCUUGACUCCAGGAUGAGUGCCAUGUUACUCCGCUGGUGGACUGAGCAGUGGCGUUUCGUCUCCAAAUGUUGUCUUAACAUCGAAGGCUGGUCGAUGGCUAUCGACAACAAAACAAUGACAGAGUUCUGUCGAGACAUCAUGGAGCUUGCUGAGGCUCUCAUCAAGGAGGAUGGCCUCCUUACCUCAGCCACCGCGGGGAGUAGGGGCCAGGCGGAAGCAAUGGUGAGUAUACUGCGGCCGGCGAAGGACAACUUCCGAGGUAUGGAGAACAUGAUCCGCCUCAAGGACCUGUAUCUCGUAGACACGACUGUUCGUGUCUUGCGCCAGAUCCUCACGCGCCUCCGUGAGAACGGUCUAGAGAUCAAUGCAGCAUCGCGGAAGCUGAUCAUGGACGCUUGCAUCCCAACAAGCGUCCCGGGCCGUUACCUGAGGUCAACCAACUUGAACGAUCGCCAACGUGCGGAACUCCUACGGGCCCUUGGCCACGAUGAGGAGGAUGUUCAGAUCGUUCAGAUUGGCGUUGCAACUCGUGCUCCCAAUCGCACACCGGAAAUAGGUCAUGAGAGAUCGAAAAAGCAGAGCAAACUUGAUGCCUGGUCAAAGUCUGCCGCCGCCGCCGGAGCGUCUUCUUCAACUGUGCAGCCUGGCAGAACCAACCGGUCAGACGUUCUCGAACUUAGCAAAUCUCUUGAGAGCCCCGUCUUGAAGCAGAUCGCCGCGCGCCAAUCAAAGACGGCAGACAAGCCAAAGACGUUGGAUGCUAAGGCCAUCUCAGCGCUGAAAGAGAGCAGGCAGAGAGAAAAGGCAGAGAAGGCUCGUCGGGAUGCUGAGGCGAUCGCAAAGGCGAGACGCCUCCGAGGAGAAACCGUGCCGGGUGAAGGAUCUGGCAUUCAUGGCUUGAGUCUCACCGGAAAAGACCAUUCAAGAAGUGAGAUCAUGGUCAACAGCUCCGACGAGGAGUCCAGCGCCGAGAGCGACGAUUCGGAUGCCGAUACCCAGCUCGCUGCUCUUAGCACGGGUGGUGAGAAGAACCUCGACGAACAUGAGAAGCGAAAGCUGCAGGCCUUGCGCGACAAGAUUCGACGUCCCGUCAAGAAGAUUCGACAACAGCGUUCUGUCAAAGAGAUGAGAGCACGCUUGAUCCCGCCCAUGGACAGAUUGCACAACACAAUUCUUGCGUGGGACAUCUUCCAUGAGGGUGGCGAACCUCCAAGUGGCCCCAAAGCGUCUGAGGUCGCUACAAAAUAUGCCAACCCAAUGUCUUACCAGGAGACUUUCUUUCCACUAUUAGCAUCUGAGGCAUGGCGAGCGUUCGUCACUGCGAAGGACGAGAUAACUACUCCGCCUUUUGAGAUGAAGACCGCAGGUCGUGCCAGCGUGGACAGCUUCUUGGAAGUCAGUUUCACGAUGCCCAUCGCGCAAAAUCGAGAACGUGUCGUGUCAGAAGGCGACAUUAUCCUGGUCUCGGAGGACCGGAGUCCAAUCAGAAACCCAGCAGCCAAGCAUUGUCUGGCGCGAGUGCAUCGUUUGACGUACAAGAAGGAUGUCGUAGAGGUCCUUUAUCGGGUUGCUUCUCACGCCAACCCUCUCUCGAAGGAUCUCGUCAAGGAGAACGUCGUUUAUGGAAUCAAAAUAACGAACAUGACAACCAUUGAGAGAGAGUACGCUGCCUUGGAGAGUUUGCAGUAUUAUGACUUGAUGGACGAGAUUCUCAAAGCCGAGCCGUCACCUAUUCUUCGUUACGGGGAUGAACGAAUUUCCAAUGCUAUGGGGAACUGGGCACUCAAUCGCGGUCAAGCCUUGGCUGUCCUAGGCGCGCACGAAAAUGACGGCUUCACUCUCAUUCAAGGACCACCAGGCACCGGUAAAACAAAGACAAUUGUCGCCAUGGUUGGCUCCCUUCUCUCGGAGCAGUUAUCUCAUCCAAACGCAGGCGUUCCUAUCGGCAACCCCAUGCGGCCUGCCAAUGGUGUGAACACUAGUCGGUCAAAGAAAUUGCUCGUAUGCGCUCCCAGUAAUGCCGCCGUGGACGAGCUAGUGCUACGGUUGAAAGCUGGUGUGACGACGAUGAACGGAAAGACUCGCCACAUCAAUGUCCUUCGUCUGGGUAAAAGCGAGCGGAUAAACGCAGCCGUCAAGGACGUCACUCUCGACGAACUCGUGCGAGUUCGGCUCGAGGGUGAUACUACCAAGGAAAAAGCAAAGGCCGACAGAGAAAAAUUGCAUGCCGAUGCAGCAAGGAUCAAGGAAGAAUUGGGCCAGCUCCGGCCGCGACUGGAAGAAGCUCGAGAGCAGGAAGAUCGGGCCGUUGCCAACAGUCUGUCACGAAAGUUUGACGAGCUCAAGAGCCAGCAGAUCCAGAUUGGAAAGCUUAUCGACGCCGACAAGAACAGUGGCAACUCGAUUGCGCGAGAAAUGGAUGUUCGCCGCCGGCAGGUGCAGCAAGAAAUCCUCAAUUCGGCGCACGUGCUCUGUGCGACACUGAGCGGUAGUGGUCACGAGAUGUUUCGCAAUCUGGAGGUGGAGUUUGAGACCGUCAUCAUUGACGAAGCGGCCCAAUGCGUGGAGCUGAGCGCCCUCAUCCCUCUGAAGUAUGGAUGCUGCAAAUGCAUUCUCGUCGGCGACCCGAAGCAGCUGCCCCCAACCGUUCUGUCCCAGUCUGCAGCUCGGUUCGGCUACGACCAAAGUCUGUUCGUGCGAAUGCAGCAGAACCAUCCAAAUUCGAUCCAUCUGCUGGACAUGCAAUAUCGCAUGCACCCCGAGAUUAGCAUGUUUCCCAGUAGGGAAUUCUACGAGGGCCAGCUACGCGAUGGACAGGACAUGUUUCAGCUCCGUCAGAAACCUUGGCACGGCAGCGAGCUACUCGGACCAUACCGCUUCUUCGACGUCGAGGGUGUCCAGGAGAAGGGGCACAGAGGCCAAUCCCUCGUCAACAUCAAAGAACUGGAGGUUGCAAUGCAGCUCUACGAUGCGUUUAGCAAGAAAUACGCGGAAUGUGACCUGCGCGGCAAGAUAGGCAUCAUCACGCCCUAUAAAGCACAGCUCUUCGAGCUCCAGAGGCGAUUCCAGAAAAGGUUUGGCGACAACAUCCUGGAGGCCAUUGAAUUCAACACAACGGAUGCGUUCCAAGGUCGCGAAUGCGAGAUCAUUAUCUUUUCGUGUGUGCGUGCAAGCUCCACUGGUGGCAUCGGCUUCAUGACAGAUAUACGCCGUAUGAAUGUCGGUCUCACGCGAGCCAAAUCAUCGCUGUGGAUUCUGGGAGACUCCCGGGCUCUCGUGCAGGGCGAGUUCUGGCGCAAGCUCAUCGAGGAUGCUCGCAGCCGGGACCGAUAUACUCGCGGCGAUGUGUUGUCCACGCUUCGCCGGCCAUUGGAGCAGGCCAAGCCAGGCAGCUUCGUCCCGGUUGCCCCGGUCGCCGUAUCUAGAGAGAUCGAGAUGACAGGCGUCGUUCUGAACGAUCCAAAACCGACCGCAGGCGUCAUCCCAGGCGAGAGGCAGUUGGCAGGCAGUGGCGGGGCGAAUGCCAUGCAUGAGCCAGGUACAGCGAACGUUCGAUCAGGCUCCGGGCUUCCUGUUAUACACAGUUCAGAUUCGACAACCAAGAAGAGACCGAUCGACAAUACAGCCCCUGGUGGACCGGGUCCGAAGCGGGCCGCCAACGACAAGCCGCGCAGCGGGUUUAUGGCAAAGUUUGGCCAGAAGCCAAGCAGGCCAUCGACCGCGCCAAAAGAUCCUUCGGCCAUGUCAGUGUUGGGAAUGACGCCGCCGGAACGACCUCCGGCGCCGCUGCUGGCGAGCUCCACAGCAUAUCCCAUGAAGGAAUCAAGUUCAUCUUCUCUACCAACUGUUCCAGCAACGGGCGAUAAGCCACCCCCCAAACCUAUCGCCGCACCAGUGCGGAAAAAGCCGAAGCCGAGCCUUUUUAUGCCCAAGAAGCGUUAAAUCUUUGGUACAUUUUAGGAGAAGUAGAGGAAUCCUUGGGUUUCUGAUACAUGGAUCGGGAUGCAUUAUUAAUAAGCGACUACGCGGACGCAGGGACGUCAGGAGCAUUGCAAGGCGUUGUCGAGGUUUAGAUGUUGGGCAUUGCAUCUUCGGAGGACGCAUAGCGACGGCAGGUUCAAAUUUGAUUUGCCAGCACGGUAUGAAUGGAUAUAUGAAAUAGAUCUUCAGCAAACUCGCAGACUGC